AUGACAACUUCUUCUGGUGAAAAUUCAGUGGAGAGCAAAAGUUCACUCUCUGGACUCGCCCCACUUGAAGCAGUACUAUUUGAUAUUGAUGGAACUCUGUGUGAUUCAGAUCCCAUUCAUUUCUAUGCCUUCCGUGAAAUGCUUCCAGAGAUAGGUUUCAAUGGAGGGGUUCCAAUCACUGAGGAGUACUAUAUUGAGAAUUUUGCUGGGAAGCAUAAUGAUGAUGUUGCUAGGAUACUCUUUCCUGAUGACUUCGAAAGAGGCUUAAAGUUCACUGAGGACAAGGAAGCCAUGUUUCGUAGAUUGGCCACAGAACAACUGAAGCCUGUGAAUGGCAUUUAUAAAGUGAAGAAAUGGGUUGAAGAUCGUGGGCUGAAACGGGCUGCUGUUACUAAUGCUCCAAGACCAAAUGCUGAGCUAAUGCUCUCAAUACUUGGCCUCACGGAUUUUUUUGAAGCUCUUAUUAUUGGGAACGAGUGCGAGCAUGCCAAGCCACACCCAGAGCCCUACUUGAAGGCCCUUGAAAUACUCAACGUAUCAAAAGAUCACACUUUUGUGUUUGAGGAUUCUGUCUCUGGGAUUAAAGCUGGAGUUGCAGCCGGUAUGCCAGUUAUUGGUUUAACCACCGGAAAUCCAGAACACAUACUAAUUGAAGCAAAACCGACCUUUCUCAUAAAGGAUUACAAUGAUUCAAAAUUGUGGGCAGCAUUAGAAGAGCUUGAUAAGAAGAGUGGUAUCGGUAGCGCUACAAGUGGAGCUUAA
Messenger RNA from Prunus armeniaca (apricot), 762 nucleotides. NCBI's taxonomy places the organism in Eukaryota, Viridiplantae, Streptophyta, Magnoliopsida, Rosales, Rosaceae. The record is from the annotation of a GenBank genome assembly.